CGCCUAUGUACUGUUUAUCGGACAAAGGUGGGUCGCGGAAUUUUUAUUUAUUUAUUAUUAUAUAAUAUAUAUAUAUUAUUAUUAAUAUAUAUUAUAAUAAUAACAAUUUAUUAUUAUUAAUAUAAUUAUUAUUAUUCGCCCAUGUACUAUUUAUCGGACAAAGGUGGGGCCGCAGACAUUUUUUAGAUUUUUUAAUUUAUUAUUAUAUAAUAUAUACUUUUUUCUUAAUAUAUAUUAUAAUAAUAAUAUUUUUUAUUAUUAAUAUAAUUAUUAUUAUUUGCCUAUGUACUGUUUAUCGGACAAAGGUGGGCCGUGAGUUGGUCAAUUUUGGGAAUCCCUGAUUGGGAUUGUACUAUAAUAAUAUUAAUAAUUCAUAAUAUUUAAUAAUAAUAAAUUAUUAUUAUUAUUAUCAUUAUUAUUAUUAUUAUUAAGUUAAGUGCUCUGAGAACGCAGCAUUUUGCCUAUGUACUGUUUAUAGGACAGUAUAUUAUAUAUAAUAAUAAUAUUAUUAUUAUAAAUUAAUUAAUAUUUUACAAUAAAAAUCAUUUAAAAAAUAAUAUUUGCGUGGUUUUCUCCGGAUACUCUGGUUUCCUCCCACAUUCCAAAAACAUGCUAGGUUAAUUAGCGACUCCAAAUUGUCCAUAGGUAUGAAUGUGAGUGUGAAUGGUUGUUUGUCUAUAUGUGCCCUGUGAUUGGUUCUACCCCGCCUCUCGCUUGACGACAGCUGGGAUAGGCUCCAGCACCCCCUGCGACCCUCGGAGGUAGAAAAUGAAUGAAUAUUUAUGAUCUAAUCCAAGCUAACGGUGACCUAAGACAUUUCCGCAGUACUUUGUAUACAUUUAUAUGUGUUUACUGAUACACAAAUAGUAUAAUUGUAUUUGCAAGAAUCUCAAUGAAUCUCUUCUGUGAUGCAUUCAUUCGUGUCCACAAAGGUCCUCCUGUCAUCGUUGCUCAAUGGUUUCCCGCCGCAUUAUGAAUAUGCAGAAUUAAGCAGAUUUUAUGCAGAAACAAAGCAUUUAUUUUCCCUACACGGGAAGAAACACAUGCACUGAAACCAACAGAAGGGCCAAAUCACUAUCAUAGCAAACCUAAAGUCUGUUCUCGUUCUGUGCGGAUUACAUUUCGGAAUGCGGAGCUAAUUCAGACAUUUUUUACGUGCUAAAUCUGCAUGCCCUCAUUUGUAAAUAGUGUUAAUAGAUGUGGCAAAAAGACAAAAAAAGGGGUGAAAUAAUCUGUUUGUCCUGUCCUGGUUUUUGCUUGUAGGCUUGGCUGUCUUCAUUAGAAUGCAUGUGCUUUGUCUUGACCAAAAACAUUGACUCCACCUCGUGAAGUAAAUGCUAAAUUAACUCACAAAUGGGGAGAAAGCUGAGCGUCAGCAGCCUGGACGGACGGACGGAGAUGUUUGUCCCGACUCCCGACAGAUGACACUGGAGAGAAAGAAAACAGAAAAAAAGCAAUGGCGUCCGCAAGGUCACUCGGACAAAGACGUCGGGGUUCACUUUUCCGGAGCAGUGAUGAGGAUUGUGAAAAAGUACGCAGUCAAGAAGACGGAUGCUCGGCUUUGACGGAUUUCGGCAGCAUGGUCCAAGAUCCGGAAGAUGGAAUAGGGGACGUUUGUGCCUUGGAGCAGGUCAAGACCAGCCUACCGCGUCCCAAGGUGAUGAGCGCCGAGGAGCGGCAGCGUCUGCGCGCCCUCUUCCACGUCUACGACGCGGACCAGUCGGGCAGCAUCGAGAGGAGCGAGUUCUUCACCAUCUGCACCGAGCUGCAGGUCAGCCCAUCCGAGGCCGAGCGUAUCUUCAACCAGCUGGACGUGGACAAGGACGGCACCAUCACCAUGGCGGAGUUCAUUAGCGGUUUCCACGACCGACACAACCGGAAGGACGAGGAGCAGCAGCAGACGCCGCAGGACGACGGGGAGCCGUGCACCGCCGCUUGGGAGGAUUUCGCGGCCAGGCUCGGAGAGCAGAGCAAAUUCAUCCCCAAGCAAGAACAAGCGGAGACGUUGUACCACAACAUCAGCGUAAACGAACCCAGGCUCAUACCACAGCUGGAGAAAGUCCUCAUCAGCUUCACCAAGGAGAUCAAGCAGCAAAACUCCGAGAUGGAGAACCUAGCGUUAGCCAUCAGGCGUGCUCAGGACCAAGCAUCCAUGCAGCUCAGUGAGAUGGAGGAGGAAAUGGACCAACGCAUUCAUGCAGCUGAAAGGAAGACACGAGAGCAGGAGAGGAGCCGAGCGGAGGCAGAGCUCAGCGAUGUGAGAAGAAGUUAUGAAACAGAAGUGUGUGAGCUCCAGUGUAAGAUCCAGAGGAUGCAAAUGAUCGAGGAGAAGUACAAAGACAUCACAGUGAAGGACGAGAGUCCGGCCCUGAAGAAGAAGAUCAACGAACUCACACUGGAGAACCAGCGGUUAAAACAGGAGCUGCUCAAAUCUCAGACCAAAGUGGCGUGUCUCCAGAGCGACAUGGACUCGCUCAAGAACGAGUUAACCGACCAAAGCAUCAACUCGGAAAGAGACGUGGAGCUCAUGAAGCAGUUCUCAGACGAGCGAGACAUCCUCGAGAGUCAGAUUGAGCUGCUGCAGACAGCCAACAGGAAACUCAACGACAGCAACGACGGCCUGAGAGCUGCACUGGAGCGUACCACUAAGUCCAAUACCAGCGGUUCAUUGAAUAACGCAAAGGACAGAAGCAGAAGUAAAAGCAUCUGUUACACAUCACCGUUCGCUAUGGACAGGUUCUGCCAGCGCCCGGAUGACUACGCUAUGUUCUUCCGCCGGCCUAGCGGCGACUCCCUGGCGUUAGCGCUGUGCGACCCGGGACUGCAGAGGCGAAACAGCAGCGAGUGCGAGGAGGACAGUCUGCCCGAGAUCUACAUGGACAGCGGGCUGUCCACGCUGCGAGGCUCGCACGGAGGUUACGACUCUGAGCAGGAAGUCAAGUGCCUGGAAGAGGAGGAAGAAGAGGAGGAGGAGGAGAAGAAAGUGGAGGUGGAGGAGAGGGUGAAGGAGAAACAAGAGGAGCGCAUCACUGACAGUCUGGUUGAAGAAACGUCUGACGCUGAGCCGCCAGAACCGCAGGAUGGCGAGUCAGCAUUCGGCUCAGACAGCAGCUCCGUUUUGGACUGGAAGCCAUCUGAAGCCGUCCCCGCACCCGUGGCCCUCUCCACACCCAUGGCCCCACACACACCUGUAGCCCCGCCCACACCUGUGGCCCCAUCCCCACCUGUGGCCUCACCCACCCGGAAAGCCAUCAGUGCCAUCAGCGUGAAGAGUGAGGACAAGAGCGACCUUGCCUACAUGGCCUCCGAGAAAACGUACAGGAUCGUCCUGGCUGGAGACGCCGCCGUGGGAAAGUCCAGUUUCUUGCUCCGUCUCUGCAAAAACGAAUUUAAGCUCAACUCCAACGCAACCCUGGGUGUUGAUUUCCAAAUGAAGACGCUUGUAGUGGACGGAGAGCCCACUCUGUUACAAAUUUGGGACACCGCCGGACAGGAGAGAUUUCGUAGCAUCGCCAAGUCUUAUUUCCGCCGAGCGCACGGGGUGCUGCUUCUGUAUGACGUCACAUGCGAGAAGACCUUCCUGAAUGUGAGGGAAUGGGUGGACAUGAUUGAGGACAUCUCUCAGGACGACAUUCCCAUCAUGCUGGUUGGUAACAAAUGUGACCUCAGACAAGGAGCAGCCAACUGUGUCCCCACCAGCUAUGGGGAGAAGCUAGCUAUGACGUACAACACUCUGUUCUGUGAAACCAGUGCCAAAGAUGGCUCCAACAUCCUGGAAGCUGUGCUGCAUCUUGCCAGGGAGGUGACAAAACACUCCACGUUUGACGAAAAGUGUCACUAUCGGUCACUGCCAGAUUUGGAUGCUCCCAGGAAAAAACCCAACUUUUCCUGCUGCAACUAAUCGACUCGUCAUGCCUGGGUUUUUAUUGUUUCCCCCGUGAGGAACAACGGGAGCUGAAAUAAGACAAAAUAAGAACAGCGGGACUUCAGCAAAAUGAACAAAGAUUUGCACAGGAGAGCGGAGAACUUGUCUUGCUUAUAUGUCCGAUCAUUUCUGGAACUUUGCGUAUUUGAAGAAAUGUUUAAGUACUCGUAAUGAGUUCAUUUUAUAAAAACCACACCAGGAGGUUGCCUACUGCCAUAGCUGUUCAUGUUGUUUUUAGACCCUCGGGGUUAUUUGCUUUUGUAGCCGACACCCAAUUCAAUGUAGGCGUUAAUAGGAGCGAAGGAUGUAAACAUGUUAAAGAAAAAAACAGCACUUUGAACUCUUUUUUGUGCAUUAUAAAGAUAUAAAAAUAGAUAAAAAAAAGACAGCUCAUUACUGCACAUAAUGGGACACACCCAUGCCACCUACAAAGACAGCAAUUAAAGCACCUUCAAAAACCUCUAAUAAGUUUUUAUGGUUUUAUAUACAUGCUGUAAACUUGUAGUAAUGGGUACUUUCAUGCUAAUAUGUAUUACAGUAUUUUGCCAUAUUUUGGUUCUUUUAAGUAUUAUCAGAGCGGUAGGAAAAAGUGUUUGAUUUCUUGAUUUAUUUGGAUGUUUGUGGCGGCACGGCGGUCAUGUGGUUAGCGUGCAGACCUCACAGCUAGGAGACCAGGGUUCAAUUCCACCCUCGGCUAUCUCUGUGUGGAGUUUGCAUGUUCUCCCAUGUGCAUGUGUGGGUUUUCUCCGGGUACUCCGGUUUCCUCCCACAUUCCAAAAAAAAAACAUGCUAGGUAUGAUAAAUGAGCUGCAUUGUGUUGUUUUGCGGAAAGAGCAAUAAUGGCUGUUUUGGUGUUUGAUUCCGGCCAAUAUUACUCCAAAAAUAUUGAAAUACAAGUUAUAUGUAGUAUUCCGCUCACCAGGCGUCAGUAAUGUUAGACUAAGAAUUACAUUCUUACAUUUCUAGACAUUAUUACUUUCACAAUGCAUGUGGUCAAGAUCCAGUCUCCUCCCAUUCUGUGUGGAAGUGGUACGUUUUCACCUUUGUGCUUUGUCCUUCUUCCGCCCCCUCGGUUUGCAACCCUUUCUUAAGUUUAGCAUAAAUUAAGUAGAAUCUAAUGAGUUAGCACGGUAGCAAGUUAUGCUAAAGUUAAAGCAGCGGCUGUCUCUUGUAUCCCUGCAGUGAUCCCAUAGCCCGAGCUUAAGAGUUGCGCAAAUAUAGUGUAUUCAAAGAAUAAUAAAAGUGGAAAGAUGACUAUAGGGGUGUUAUAUAAUGUCUACAGGGCUCUAAUAAAAUUUAAACAUAUUUAGAAAUUGGGCUGCACGGCGGACGAGUGGUUAGCGCACAGACUUCACCGCUAGGAGACCAGAGUUCAAUUCCACCCUCGGCCAUCUCUGUGUGGGAUAGGCUCCAGCACCCCCACGACCCUCGUGAGGAAAAAGCGGUAGAAAAUGAAUGAAUGAAUGAACAAAAAAACACUCCAAAACAUGCCAAAUAGUGUUCCGUUUACAUAACACUCAUAUAUUAAUCAAGCUACAGCAAUAUUUUUAUCAACAGCUAACUAAAGGACUAACAUGGUGCCUCGCUAAUGUAAAGAUGUGAAAAAAAAACCCAAAAAAACAAAAGAUGUUUUCAUAUAAUCUUCCUAUAAUUGUUGGUUGAAAGUAGAGCACUUUCGCUGAUUGGUGCUGUUGCACAGUGUUGCCACAGGGGGGCGUUGCGGCUCGGUUGUUGGGAAGGCCACACACAGCGGUGAAGAAGAAAUCAAUAAACUGCUGUGUUGGAGAGACGACCAACUGUUCCCACUCUUUCAUGUGUUUCAGGACUGGAGCACACGUCUUGUGCCCGAAGACACAGCCAUCCCAAGUAGAGCGGCCAUUGAUGUUGUUUGAGCGGGAUGCGGCGUCUUACCAGAAGUGACAGUCAGCCUCAGGUGAAGAUGUUAAAGAUGGAAAAAGCCUCAGUGACACACAUACGCUUACCCACAAUCCCCAGCAGCUGAUUAUCCUCCGUGUUGACAGGACAGAGUUGCGCUAUCGGCGUGGUGCAGCAGCCUCAGCUGUGUGUGUGUGUGUGUGUGUGUGUGUGUGUGUGUGCAGUACUGUAUGUUAAUGCUAGUGGUGCUCCAGCAGGCAGGUGUUUGCAGUUGAUACCUGCAGCUCCAGCCGGGCUGAUCACCUCAGCGUGGUAGCUCACCUUGGGAGGGAGACAGCACACAAAGCUCAUUAGCACACACACACACACACACACACACACAUAGACAGGUGCACAGCACAGUUGGCUACCUGCGGGAGUUUUGAGGAUACAAACAUGCUCGAAGAAAAAUAGACACACACAAAAAAAAGCAGAAAAGCACACAACUUUAACCCUUCCUUCCUGGGACUCACACACUGUGGAUAUAAAAAGUCAAAAAGUCUUAUAUAGAUGUAGUACAUAUAUGAUAUUCUCACUGAAAAAAAUAUUAAAGAAUUUUUUUUAUAGCCUAUAAUAUAUAUACAAUUUAAUGGGGUAAAAUAUGUAGAAUAAAUGGUAAUGGUAAUGGUUUACUUUCAUUUGAACAUGCAUCAGAUUACAAUUGAAUGCAUCACAUAAUCAGUUCCCAGUUCCACAUGUCCAAAAGGAGUAGGAAGAAGCAAAGCUUAUUAAAUCCUACCCCUCCAUCUGGUACUUUUACAAUCAGUAACUGUUACAUUUGUUCACUUCCUGCUUUCCUAAUAUAAUUUUUUAUAAUAAUAUUUUUAUUUAUGUUUGAUGUUAUUAUUUGUAUUUAUUUGUAUUUAUGUUUAAUUUUUUAAUUUAUUUUUAUUUAUUUUUAUGUAUUUAUUUUUAUUUUUGUCAGGUGAGAUCAGCUGAGGUGAUAUGACCAUACAAUGACAUAAUUGGUACCAUAGUACAUUUAAAAUACAUAGUACAUUUAUUACCAUAGUAACACUUUCCCCCUGAUUGUUAUUGUUUUUCUACCCAAAUAUUUGAAAUUCCUUGUGUAGUUUUUGUCAUUUUUCUUUCUUUAUUCCCAUAAUAUCAUUUUCCAAAAAUGAUGACUUCAUUAUAGUUUGUUCGUCAUGUUAUGACUUGUUAAAAAAAACAAAACAAUUUUCUUCAAUAUUUCAACUUAUUGCUAAGUUUUUUGGAGCUUAUCCCCCCCCCCCAGUUUUUUUUCCUCAUUAGAAUAUGACUUUUUUCUUAUAUUUUAUAUUUUUUCUUUUAUAUAUUUUAUAAAAUUAAAUAUUUUAUAUUAUAUCUUGACUCUGUUCUCGUAUAAUUAGAACAUUUUUUUUCUAUUUCUGCUCUUUUUUAUUUAAUCUAUUUCAACUUUUGUCUUGUAAAUUGUAUUCUAGGGAUUAUGACUUUAUUGCCAUAAUAUUUUGACUUUAUUCUUGUGAUAUUAGCAUUUUUAACACAGGCUAAUUAUCUCAAAAUUAAAGAUUUUUUUUCUUUUACUGUAAUGUUAUGACUUUAAAAACUUAACUUUGUUCUUUGCUUUUUUUUUUACCCAUUUUUUCUGUUUAUUUUUUUAUUUUGUAUAACUAAGUUAUUUUGUUUCUCAUAAUAUGACUUUACAAAGAUAAAAAUUUUCAAUUCAUUUUUCAAUUCUAUGCUUCUAAAAUGACAUUAUUUUUCCUGAUCAUACUUUUUUUAAAUUUCCAACUAGUUCACUUUUUUUUAAUUAUAACUAUAUAUAUAUAUAUUUUUAAUUCUUCUUCCCCAACCAAAGGUUACAAUUUUUGCUGUGAUUGCUUCUCAUCAUAUUACAACUAUUAAAAAACAACACUUUUUCUUAAUAUUGCCACUUUAUGCUUCUAUAAUAACACAUUUUUCUCCUCACAAUAUUUUGACUUUAUUUUUGUAAAACGACAGCAGAUUUUUAAUUUUUUUUUUAAAUAGUUUUGUUUUAAAUGUUCUUGUUUCUAGUCGAAGCAUGGUUGAUUUCUUUUUUUGUUAAAAUAUCAUUUAAAACAUGAGGCGUACAACUGUAAAGCUUUUAUAAUGGUGGCAGUUUGACCCCGUAACUGACUAUUUCCAUACAUUUCUUAUGUAGAAAUUGAAUCGAAGUCAAGAAGGCAUAAAAAACAGGAAGUGAUGCUGGCAGCUAUAUAAUUCCUUUUCAUUUGUCCGUUUAGCUUUAAUCCAUUUUUACACCACUUUUAAGUCUUAAAUUUAAACUGUAAAAGCAAUAGAAGAGCAUAAAAAAGACAGAAGUCCAAGUGCACCCACACAAGUAAGUCCACCAUUUUUUUUUUUUUUUGUGUGGUGCUGAAAUAAAUAGGAUUAGGGAUUUGGGAGAUUUAGAAGGGAAUAAUCCGUUAGUGUAUCGGAGAGAAGCAGCACAGAUGAUCAAAAGAGAAUGCUGUCAUUCAGGGCUGCCCCAUUCUCAUCUUCAAAUGACAUUGUCUCCAUUUUUUUUCUCCAAGGAUCAGCUUUCAUUUUUUUUUUUUUUUUGUCACCGCUGCUGCUGUAAUUGCCUCCUAAUCACCUCAUAUUUGUGUGUGUGUGUGUGUGUGGAGAAUUAAACAUUCACAGUAAUUAAUCAGAUUUACAGUUUACAUGAGAGAGAGAGAGCUAGUCUGUUUGUUGUGGGUGUUAGUAUUCAAUAGCGGAUUGGACUUGGUUAUUUAACACAUAUAAACACACACACACACUGGAUUUGAACAGCUGCUGUGUUUUUUGGUAUUAUCUACACGCGUCAUAUCCAAACCAUGACUGUAUACGCCAAUAAACACACAUAAUAAUAAGAAAAAAAACAUAUCUUGAUAAAUGAGCUGCAUUGUGUUAUGUUGCGGAAAGAGCAAUAAUGGCUGUUUUGGUGCUUGAUUAGAAAAACAGCACUUUUUUGUGCAUUAUAAAGAUAUAAAAAUAGAUAAAAAAAGACAGCUCAUUACUGCACGUGGGAUGGGAAUGGGACACACCCAUGCCACCUACAAAGAAAGCAAUUAAAGCACCUUCAAAAACCUUCAAAAAUGUAUAAAAACCACACACCAGGAGGUUGCCUACUGCCAUAGCUGUUCAUGUUGUUCAUGUUAGAUCCUCUGAAAAAAUAAAAAAAUAUUUAUGUAUAUAUUUUUUUAUUUUUUUAUUUAUUUCCAUUUAUAUUUAUUUUUAUACUUUUAUUUUUAUACUUUUAUUUUUAUACUUUUAUUUAUUUAUUUAUUUUUUAUUUUGGCAGUUUUGGUCCUCCAUACCACCGGGGGUGCAAAUAACUAUUAUUUUUUUAAUAAAAAAAUAUAUACAUAAAUAUUUUUUAAUAAAAAUAUAUAUACAUAAAUAUUUUUUUAUUUUUGUUUUUAUUUCCAUUUAUAUUUAUUUUUUUGUAUUUAAUUUUUUGAUUUUUUUUUUUCAUUUUUGUUUUUAUUUUCACUUGUAUUUAUUUAUUAUUUUGGCAGUUUUGGUCCUCAAAAUGCAGAAGGAAAAACUAUUCAAAUGAGGGGGCGGUCCUAAGUGUGUCUUGGGUUGAACUGUUCGCCUAUUGGUUGAUCGACAUGUGAGUGCGAAAAUCGACUAGGUAUGCCUGCAAACAGCCACAGCAAGAGGAAGUCACCACACCACUCUCAAUGGCGGUAAAUAUGGCUGCAAUCUCCAGGGAUCUCCGUUUGCUAGAAGAUAUUGUCCCGGUAAAUGUAUACAU
Molecule: messenger RNA, 9548 nt
Organism: Doryrhamphus excisus (bluestripe pipefish)
Lineage: Eukaryota; Metazoa; Chordata; Actinopteri; Syngnathiformes; Syngnathidae
Source: RefSeq, a predicted model, not a curated record